AAAAUCACCCAAAAAACUCGAAAACUGAAAACAGAACCGCCCCACCCCUUUACAGAUCUUAUCUUACGCCAGUCACAGCUCCUCCAUUUCCAUUUUUAUCUCUUCAUUUCCAAAAUCAAAUCUCUCUUUGAAUUUAGAAGAAGAACCCAAAAUUGGCAAAUUAUUCCCAUUGAAAUUUUGGCAUAAUAUUCAAUUUCCAUAUCUUUUCUGUCAUAUCCAUUUUGGUUUUACUUGAUUUCAAGCGAAUCUCCCUAUAGAUUCCUUCCUAUUCUAGGGUUUCGCCGAGGAUUCCGAUGAAUCUACGCCGUCGAUCAUGUAAUUAGUCAGUCGAUCAAAAUGGCUUCUAUUCGUCGAACGCUGUCACCCGCCUAUCACGACCGUACAUAUCAAAACGGCAGUUCUGGCGUCAACUCUCCAUUAUCAGUUUCUUCACCGUCUCAUAAGUUUUUCACCAAUAGCGGCACUAAGUACUCCACUCCGUUUGCCUCCUCCUUGUUUAGUUUUAACGUCUUUCCCCUCCGCUGGUUUCUCACCGCCGCGUUCUUUCAAAAACGGAAAGGAUUUCGUAGAUCUUUAUAUAGAUGCUUGAUUUUCUUUGCUGUAGGGUUCUUUUUGGGUUUGUUCUUGUUUGGUCCUUUGGAAAAUGAUGUCCAGAAUCACGACUUCUCCUUCGAGAUCAAGCCGCCGCAUGUCAAUGUUCAAUUGGAUGACGGCGGCGGCGAUAAUCGCGGUAUUAAGCGAGACGUUUUUGCCCUAAAUUCUGUGAGUUUGGGGGUUGAUACGCAAGUUAAUUACAUUUCGAGAUUUGAUUAUGUUCCGAGGAAGCAAUUAAUCGUGAUUACGCCAACAUAUAAUCGUGCUUUGCAGGCCUUCUUUCUGAAUAGAUUAGGGCAAGUUCUAAGGCUAGUGCAGCCUCCGUUACUGUGGAUUGUGGUGGAAAUGAAAACCGCCUCUGUGGAGACGGCAGAAAUUUUGAGGAAGACGGGAGCUAUGUAUAGGCAUUUGGUUUGCGAGAGAAAUUCGACUAAUGUUAAAGACAGAGGAGUCCACCAGAGGAAUGUGGCUUUGGAGCACAUAGAGAGGCAUAGGCUUGAUGGUAUUGCUUACUUUGCCGAUGAUGAUAAUGUUUAUUCGCUUGAGUUGUUCGAGAGCUUAAGAGAUAUCAGCCGAUUUGGUGCUUGGCCUGUUGCGAUGCUUGCCCAAAGCAAAAACAAAGCUAUUUUGGAAGGUCCCGUAUGCAAUGGAAGUCAUGUAAUUGGAUGGCACACCAACGAAAAAAGUAAAAGACUCCGAAGGUUUCAUGUUGAUAUGUCAGGAUUUGCUUUCAACAGCACUAUCUUGUGGGAUCCUAAGAGAUGGCGGCGCCCAUUUUC
This is a messenger RNA of Jatropha curcas, 1373 nucleotides long. Lineage: Eukaryota; Viridiplantae; Streptophyta; Magnoliopsida; Malpighiales; Euphorbiaceae. The record is from RefSeq and is a predicted model, not a curated record.